CUCCGCCAUUACCUUGUUGAGCGCAGCCGCAUAAAGUGAUCGGCGUACAGAACCUUAACGUCACCUUCGCAAACUGGCCAUUUUCAGGUACUGUUACCGGUAGACAACUCGGUCCCUUCGAGUCUGCUCACACUGUUGUCGUCAAGGUUUUGUAACGUUUUAAUUAACCUUCCCGUUCGUAACUUCUGGACUGUCUAGUGGAUAUACAACAUACUUUUCUCAGCCUUGUUUCGGACGUUCCACCGUGUCGAACAUUUCAACAUGGCGGAAUCGAAACUUUUGAAUCGGCUCUCAGAAGACUUCCUUGAGUGUCAGAUCUGCCUGCAGCCCUACCGCCGGCCCAAGGUACUGUCUUGUCUUCAUUCCUUCUGCCAAAAGUGUCUUGAAGAGUUUCUAAAGAAACAAAAAGUCAAAACUGAGCUAGAUUGCCCCACCUGUCGCAGCAAGACAUUACUUCCGGGUGGCGGGGUCGCGGAACUAAAAGAUAAUUUCUUCGUGGAGAGCCUGAAGGACACGGUUGACGUCCACAAGAAGCUGACUAAUGAAGGAGAAAGUCUGGUCUGUGGGAGCUGUGAGACCAAGUCAGGGGCGGAGUCCUUCUGUACGGAAUGUGGCGACUUUCUGUGUGACGAAUGUGUAGCAAUUCACCGUCGUAUAAAGGUCACCAAAGGUCACCAGGUGAUCGGCGUAGAGCAGCUCAAGGCCGAAUCCGACACCGUUAAGAUCAGGCCUCGCCCCCUGCCACCGUGUAGGAUCCACUCACAGGAGACCUUAAAGUUCUUCUGCAUCGACUGUAGCGAGGCUAUUUGUCAGGUAUGCACUGCUUUGUCCCACAAGGACCACAAGUACGAGUAUUUCACCGACACAGCUAUGAAGGCAAAAGAAGAUAUACUCACUCUUCUUGCAAAAACCGAAAAGAAGAUGGUGGAUCUUAAGAAUGCUGACCAACAGGCGCACGCACAGAUGACCGAGCUGGAGAAAAAUGUCACCGAAACUAUCGAGAAGAUCAAGAAGAAAGCAGAACAAACUAGGAAGGAUUUAGUUGCGCUUGUCAAUCAACAAGAAGCCGAGUUACUGGACUGUGUUAACACGGUGAGCCAGACCCGGAGUAAGGAGUUCUCCACCGCUAUAGAAGAGAUAGAAACGGCGACUGUGGCGUUAGAGAGCGCGGCAGAGUUUGGACGAAACAUUGUGGAACAUGGGUCGGAGUUUGACAUCAUGGCGGUCAGUGGAGACGUGAGCAUUAGACUGAAGAACCUGUUACAAGUAGAGCUUGCAGACAUCACAGACAAGUUACCUGCGAAGGCCUACAUCACUUUUGAGGAGGGCAAGACGUCAUAUAAGGUCAAGCCUUGCAUGGGAGAAGUCAAGGCAACGCAGGGUAAGAGUAAUAAAAGUAUGCACUAUACAUAUCUGCUAAGGUCAUUACUAUAGUCACAAACACUACUC
Messenger RNA from Branchiostoma floridae (Florida lancelet), 1449 nucleotides. Its product is annotated as E3 ubiquitin-protein ligase TRIM56-like. Gene Ontology annotation, biological process: positive regulation of DNA-templated transcription. Bases 262 to 1434 code for a protein of 390 amino acids. The record is from RefSeq and is a predicted model, not a curated record. The transcript has a single exon. Lineage: Eukaryota; Metazoa; Chordata; Leptocardii; Amphioxiformes; Branchiostomatidae. Gene Ontology annotation, cellular component: nucleoplasm; chromatin. Gene Ontology annotation, molecular function: ubiquitin-protein transferase activity; zinc ion binding.